This is a messenger RNA of Oikopleura dioica, 600 nucleotides long. The record is from the annotation of a GenBank genome assembly. NCBI's taxonomy places the organism in Eukaryota, Metazoa, Chordata, Appendicularia, Copelata, Oikopleuridae.
AUGAGAUCAACGCAGAAAAGAGCACUCUCCUCGAUCGUUAAUAAUUAUUCCGCUUCAACAGCACUGUCAUCUCAAGCAGAACUCAGCCAGCGAGAACUUGCCAACACAAUUCUCUCUCCAUCAACUCUCGAUUCAACAACUCAAUUCGCGACUCAAGCUUCUUCCCUCAACCCUACUGUAUCUUGCCUCAGUGAGGGACAUACUCUCAAGUUUGACAAAUGUCCCUCUUCUCUCGCCUCGGAAUUCUUGAACCAAAGCCCUGAUAAAGUCCUAGUUAUCACCUACGAAACAAAGAACGACAUGGGAAAGUGGUCAAACGAAAUGGAAGUCGAGCGAAAAAUCAUCGUCGAAAAACUCAAGACUGAUCUGACUCAAGUCGCCUUGGAGGUCGUUGCUCAAGGAUUCUGGGCAGAUGCUAUCGAUCCAACCACUGGAAAAGCCAUCUUUGGGUCAGAAAUCGAGUCCGGUUUGAUCAUCGAAUCUGACGCUCGUUUUGCCGAUCUCGACGACUUUGAAGUUGAAGAUCUCGGCUGCUGCACAAUUCUCAAGCAUCUUACCUAUGGAACCAAUUCUAUCUCUGGCUUCGUCUUCUAUAAAUAA